UGGAAACAAACAAAGUUAUUAAAUAAAUUUUCACAAUAUCUUAAGAGUUUGUUUUUUUUUAAAUAGAUUUUAGCUUUAAAUAUAAAUCAUAUAAUAAUGUCUUUAGUCGCAUAUGAUGCAAGUAGUGAUGAAGAAGAUAAUUCAGAUUUAGACGAAAAACCAGAAACAAAAAUAGAGCUUAGCAAGAGUGUAGAAAUUUCAGAUCGCAUUUCAAAUUCUGAACAACACACAAAUGGCAAUAUAAGUGACGAAGAUGAAAUUUACAAUGAUAAUGAUACAGAAAAAACAAUUAGUUCACUCAAUCCAGAAAAUAGAAAAAUUAACUUACCCUUACCUAAAAUUUCAAAUGGAGAAUUGAGUAAGAUAGAUAGUGGCAAUUCAAAUUUAUCAAUUCAUAUGAAAUUGCCAACACCUAAAACUUUGUCAACCAAAAUCAAUGCUGAAAUAAUAGAGGAGGAUGACGAAUUUUUGCAUAAAAAAGUCGAAAAGCCCUUGAUAGAAAAACCUCCACCGCCGAAAAAACCACCUGUUAAAAUUACAAUCCCCAGUUUAAGUCAAUUUAUGGAAUUCAAAGUUGAAAACAAAAAAUAUAAUACAAAUUCUGGAACAAAAAAUUCUUUAAAUCUAUUAGAUAUGUUGCCCCAACCUAAAAACGAGGAAAUAUUUCAAGCAAGAAAUUUAGAAAAGAAUAAGAAACCCACCAGUACAGUGACAAGUUUAAUUCCAGAUCAUGUUAAAAAUCGAAUGCAACAAUCCAAAAUAAACUCCACUACUACAAGUAAAAAAGGCACAAAAACUUCAAAAUCAUUGGUUAACAUAAGUGAUAGUGACGAAAGUGAUGAAGGGGAAAAUCAAGAUUUCUUUUCAUUAAAUUUAGAAACCAAAUUACCAGAAGUUAGUGAAUUUGAAUUGAAUGCUAUGGUAGGGAAAAAAAUAGCAGAAAUUAAAAAAACAUCGAAGAAAAUAGAUGAAAUGGUAAAAUCUACUGAAAAUAAUGUUCCGAGUGAAAUUAUUGAAGAGCCAGUCGAUUCAGGAUCAGUAGAUAAGGUAGCAUUACAAGCAUUAGUUGGUGCUAGUCAUGCAAAAAGAAGGAAACUUGUUGAAGAAAUACAGGUUGUUGAGAUAUCUGGUGAACAAAUUUUACCAAGUCGAGAUGAAUGGAUGAGGGCUGCUCUUGCUGCUGAAACUACUUAUCAACCUAAAGGAGUAUUAGUGGAUGAAGAGCCUGCUCCCGGUACUAGAAAGAAACAUCAAAUCACUUAUUUAGCUCAUCAAGCUAAAGCGAAUGAAGCAGAGUUACAAGCUAUGUGGGCGGCAAACAGACAAAAUAGAAGAGCAACAGCAAGCAAAUAUGGUUUCUAAUCAAUAAAAAAGGGAUGUGUUACAAAAUUUAAAGGUAUAUAUUACAAAUAAAAAA
Messenger RNA from Condylostylus longicornis, 1417 nucleotides. RefSeq lists its product as uncharacterized. The transcript has a single exon. The record is from RefSeq and is a predicted model, not a curated record. Bases 97 to 1362 code for a protein of 421 amino acids. Gene Ontology annotation, cellular component: nucleus. NCBI's taxonomy places the organism in Eukaryota, Metazoa, Arthropoda, Insecta, Diptera, Dolichopodidae.